UGGGCGUGAAUUCGUCAUUGCACUUGUCACGUCGGUCCCUGGAUCAGAAUUGUAUAUCCUGGUUUACCUGCGCCUUCUUGACACCUUGCAGGUCUCUACUUUUGUCAACAAAAUCUCUUCUCGGACUUAUUAACCAGGUGCCUUUGGAAGAGACAGGGGGAAAGCAAACUGACGGUUAUUCCUCAUGUCGAAUACGAGUCAUUUCAGAAAGUCAUGGCUGGUGUUUCUACUCCUCUCUGGCGUGGUGUCCCUCUGCCUUGUGCUGUUUGCACCCACCCUUCAUAAACGCCUCGUUGGGAUUAAGGACUGUCGGACUCUUCCUUCUGCGCUGUCUAGUGCCACAAAAAUCUCCAGACAUCCACCCACACACUGCUCGUGCAAUGGGGGCUUACUGAAGGAUUUCUUCAAGAACGACAACGGUACCGUCAGGAGACGACAGGAAGAGUACAGAAAGCAUAAGACCAGAACAUCAUCCAGUCUCGACCUGCUUCUUGUGGCUCCUGCCAAUUCGCCACUUCAAUACCCCAUACAGGGAUUCACUGUUGUGCCUCUCCAGAGGACUCUGAUACCUGGUCUAGGUGUCUAUGCCCCAGACAGGGACAAAUAUAAGGUGUCACUAGAGGCCUCCCGGGGCCUGCUGUCUGUGGAGGAGCCGGGCACGGAUGGGCUGGUGGAGGGAGACGGAGGCAACCAGCUCAACAUCACCGCCCUCAGCGCCUCUGGGCUCAAUGCCCUUCUGGGUAGAGUGCACUACACCAGCAUGGUGUACCGCCUCAGAAUGGGCGACCUGGUGCAUUUCCUGUUUGAGAAACACAAUGUCACCUUUCCCGUUGUCACCCAGCAACCCUCCGUGCCCAUCAUAUUUGACCUAGGGGAAGAUAUAAACUCGCAGGUGACCAUCACCACCAAGACCUUCCUUAGGUACUUCGAGCUGAACACCUUGAUCAACAGCAUCCGCCAGUACUAUAAGACCAUGAAGAUAAUCAUCGCUGAUGACAGCUUUGACCCCAUCAAAGUGAACGGCUCUGACGUUGAACAGUACUUCAUGCCUCCCGGACAGGGAUGGUUUGCAGGAAGGACACUGGCUGUGUCUCAGGUCACCACUAAGUACUUCCUCUGGGUGGACGAUGACUUCUACUUCACAAAGCAAACCCAGAUAGAGAAGCUGGUGGAGGUCAUGGAGAGCAUGCCUGAGCUGGACAUGGUGGGUGCUGUAGUAGGCCGAAACAGUUUCAGUUUCCGGAUGAAAUACGAGGAAGGGCAUGAAGAUGAGGGGGGCUGCCUUCUCAAGUUCCGAGGACCCUACAAGGAGACGGUGCCUGGUUUCCCUCAGUGUUCCCUCAGCAACGUGGUGGUCAACUUCUUCCUUGCACGGACGGACUCGGUGCAGAAGGUGCUAUUUGAUCCCCGACUCAAGAGGCAAGGCCACACACAGUUCUUUGUGGAUGCUGUUGGGAAACUACUGAUAGCGUCAUGCAACCACAUCACCAUUGACCAUCAGCGCCAGAGGCCAGGGAGCGGAAAAUACCGCUCCUUCAGGAAUCACAAGGAAGACGAUAUGCACCGUUUCCUGUACUUCUUUAAAAGCCACUUCGGCUGCACUAACCUUUUUUAACCUGAAUUUGAAACAAGACUACUCGAUAGCCACGAUGGCUGUGGAAUCUGAAGUGGAUCUGUGCCAGGGAUGUGUAGACUGACAUUAUUAUGGGGUUAUGGGAAUUCAAUCAUGUUUAAUUGUGGAGUGUACAUAAUUGUGUUUGUUUUGUUCAUAACAGCAUACUGAGAUUUUGUGUUCAGACGGUUCAUCUGUAGUGUUCAAUUUCUUCACAAUUCUCAACCAGUCCAACCAUACUAGCCUUGCCCUUACUAGUAAAUGUUAAGGUCGCCAGGACCCAGACAGGGCAAAAUAGAGAGCUUAACAAAUGUAUUUUCAUUUUAUUUAUAUUUAACUUCAUUGAAUACUGUUUUAAUCCCCCCCCCCAUUUUAAAGGAUGAUGACAAAAAUUAACCAUUUUCAAAAGAAAACACUUUGUGUUUAAGCAUGUGAGUCCAAACAUCAGAAGAACAAUGGCCGUGUCAAGCUCAGGAAGCUGGUUGGUUUUGAAAUAAAUCAGUAGAUCUUCUGAGA
Molecule: messenger RNA, 2128 nt
Organism: Clupea harengus (Atlantic herring)
Lineage: Eukaryota; Metazoa; Chordata; Actinopteri; Clupeiformes; Clupeidae
Product: beta-1,4 N-acetylgalactosaminyltransferase 2-like
Exons: 11
Coding region: 185-1615 (476 amino acids)
Biological process (GO): UDP-N-acetylgalactosamine metabolic process; UDP-N-acetylglucosamine metabolic process
Molecular function (GO): acetylgalactosaminyltransferase activity
Source: RefSeq, a predicted model, not a curated record